AAAAUACGCGAAAAGCAAUAACAAAAGGUGAUUGAUAUCAAUUAAUUUGUUAAUUAAUUUCUAUAAAACCAAAGCGAAAUAAUUAUUGCAAGUAUCGCUGUUGUUUUGUCUUUUAUUUUAUUAGAUUUUGAAGAUUUUCAACUAGUUUUGCCUGCAUACCUCUUCGUGUCAUCUGAAGACCGCCAUGGAAGACGACGAUCAAAAUUACAGUGAAUCAGAAAACUUUGAUUCGGACGUCAGUGAAAUUGACGGACCUUUUCCAAGUGCGGUACGAAUUUUCAGCCUCUUUCGCGAAGCACUUCCACCGAACCAUGACGACAACUCUACCGACGGAGAAAGUACUGACUCUGAUGAACAAUUAAUGGAACCUUCUGCGUUUCCCGAUGAUAACACAAGAACUUUGCCAUGUGAACAUAAAUACCUCGGAGAAUUAGAGCAGAUAAGAGGAAGGAUAAUAAUGGAUGAUGAUUCUAUACAGAAGAUCCCUCUUUUAAUACCUUCGAAUCCUGUGAUGUUAGUACCUGGACAGACAGUGCCCUUGAUUGAGAAUCAAGAAAGUGGUAUUAAUGUUUUGAAAUACGCAGUCGAAAGUGAUCACAUAUUCGGAAUAAUCUCUUCGGCUUUCUGGGACCCUAAUAAAAAAGUAAGCAAUGCAGUUGGCACCACCGCUGAAAUUUACGAGUAUGCUCAAACGGAAAAUGGGUUCAUUAUUAAAGCCAAGGGAAGGCAACGUUUCAAAAUAUUGAAAGUUACUUCGGAAUUGAUGAACGAUAGUUACAUCAGAUUUGCUUUCAUAAAAAUUCAACCGGAAGUUCGCUUGAAUUCUGUGCUAGAUGGUGUACAACUACCAUCCUUGAAUAAAUUUCGUACUAGUCAACGUUUCAAGUGUAUGAGGAGAGAAUCAUGUCAAACAAGGUGGCCGGCGUGGACAUAUCGUAAUUACGAUGAAAAAUACUUGGUGGAUAGAGUAAAGAAGAAAGUCGCCGAACAUUGUAAAUUUAAAAAUUUAGUUUUACCUGACGACCCUACCUCGUUAUCGUUUCAAUUAUUGAAAAUAGUCCCAAUUCCGCAAAAAAUGGUUUUAGAAGCAUUGCAGUUGAACUCUCCCAUCCAGCGUUUACGUUGGCUGCUCUUCAUUUUAGAUUCUCAGACGAGCAAGCUCUUAUGCGUUACUUGUAAAACGAGUGUAGGAUAUCACUCUGAUAUAUUCUCAAUGAGUGCUGAAGGACCUCAUGGAACUUAUGUGAAUUCUUUCGGUUACGUUCACGAGUUGAUCACUUUGAAAAAAGUUAAAAACACGUAUGCGCAAGGCCCACCAGAAACACAAUACAGCUGGUUUCCAGGAUAUGCUUGGUCGAUUCUCUCUUGCAAAUCGUGCCAGUAUCAUUUAGGAUGGAAAUUUACCGCUUGCAGCGAUAAUUUAACUCCUUCAGAAUUUUGGGGAAUUAAAAAUAGUUCGGUUACAGUAAAAAAUGACAAAAACAUGGAAACGUCGGCCCCAACGCGAACUUUUCGUUAUCGUUUCCGUGGUCCGAGAUUUCAUUAGGGUAGUUGUAAAAACUUAAUUUUUUAUCUUCGUUUUACAAUUUUUUAUUUACAUCGUUCAAGUUUGAGGACGAUUCUCGAACUUUAAAUCGAAUAUAGCCAAUCUCUACUUCUAAAUGUAAUAUUUUAUUUUUUCGCGAUAAAAUUUUUUGAUUAGCUUCCGCUUUACUGUUUGUAUGUACCUACUCAACGGUGCAAUAUGGCGUUUGUUUGAUAGAUUGUUUUAUACCAAAGUUUUGAAAUACUUGUUUGAAAAAUCAUCGGCACUCGUACUUACACAUGAAAUGUUGGCCAUUUUGAUGAUGUCGUGCAAGAUAAUUUCCUACAAGUUUGGUAUCGAACUAUCGAUCUAUCUUGAAUGAAGUUGUUCUGAAAUUAUAACCAACAUGAUUAUAAGGCAAAAGGUUAUUUUAUUGAUAUGUUGAUUGAAAAAUAUCAAUUACGAAGUGUUGAUGUAUUAUUUUGUAAAAGUUUACAAUAAACGUAUUGUUUUUCGCUCA
Planococcus citri (citrus mealybug) is the source of this 2045-nucleotide messenger RNA. RefSeq names its product ohgata (gene ohgt). Gene Ontology annotation, biological process: protein ubiquitination. The record is from RefSeq and is a predicted model, not a curated record. Bases 185 to 1546 code for a protein of 453 amino acids. The transcript has 9 exons. Gene Ontology annotation, cellular component: Cul4A-RING E3 ubiquitin ligase complex. NCBI's taxonomy places the organism in Eukaryota, Metazoa, Arthropoda, Insecta, Hemiptera, Pseudococcidae.